UCUCCGCUGCCGAGGAGACCGUCACUGCCGUACGAGCAGGGCUCUGGAAACUUCUCAUAGUCCAUAUUCAGGAUACUUCACUGGGAGGUUUUGGGUUUAGGCGUUUUUGAAGAUGGAUUUUCGUUCGAAUUCUUUAUUGGUAGAAUUUCGACGUGCUGUGAGAAAACUACAGCAGCUUUUUGCAGCUGAAAUGUAAACAGCUGUUUUCCCUAAAGGACAACAGCAAGAGGUCAAGAGGUGGCAGACUUGGACACGUGGUGGAGAUGCAGGCAGUUUGGGUUCUGCUUGUCUUGGUAGAGGAAGGUUUUGCGUUGGCUCAGAAUGCUAAAGCAUUGUCUCAGAAUGUGGCUGAAGCGAACAGGCGGUCUCACUGUGGAACAUGGACACGUGAGAGUAACGGAGGAACAUUCAGCUCCCCAAACUACCCCAACACGUACCCACCUAACAAGGAGUGUGUGUACGUACUUGAGGCAUUGCCACGGAAGAGAAUCGAGUUGGUGUUUGAUGAGAACUAUUAUAUCGAGCCGUCCUUCGAGUGUCGAUUUGACAACAUUGAGAUCCGCGAUGGACCAUUUGGUUUCUCUCCCCUGAUAAAUCGCUUCUGCGGAUCUCGGAGUCCAGGAGUGGUCACCUCCACAGGGCGUUUCAUGUGGAUCAAAUUCACCAGUGAUGAGGAGCUGGAGGGACUAGGCUUUCGAGUGGAUUACACAUUUCCUAUAGAUCCCGACUUCCAUCUCCAUGUUGGAGGACUGUUAAAUCCCAUUCCAGAUUGCCAGUUUGAGCUGACUGGACCAGAUGGCUUGAUCAGAUCCAGUCAGGUGGAAGAGGAGAAUAAAGUGAAAUCUGAUGAAGCUGUGGACUGCAUAUGGACCAUCCGAGCUCCACCUAACAACAGGAUCUACCUUCGUUUCCUGGAGUACCAGUUAGAGAAUUCCAACGAGUGUAAGAAGAACUUUGUUGCGGUGUACGAUGGCAGCAAUGCAAUUGAGGACCUGAAGGCCAAGUUCUGCAGCACUGUUGCUAAUGACCUCACGCUUGAAAACGACGUGGGGGUGGUCAGAAUGUGGGCUGACGAGUCAAGCAGACUGAGUAGAUUCCGCAUGCUCUUCACCUCCUUUGCUGACCCUCCAUGUAUGUCCAACACCUUCUUCUGCGACACCAACAUGUGUAUCAACCAGACACUGGUGUGUAAUGGUAUUCAGAACUGUGUCUUCCCCUGGGAUGAAAACAACUGUAAAGAAACAAAAAGUAAAAGCAUUUUCCAUCAGAUGAGUAAGACUCACAGCACUGUGAUUGCCGUGUCCACUGGUGUCGUUCUUCUUCUUCUUAUCCUGUCUGUGAUGGUGCAGAUGAAACAGCCCAGAAAGAAGGUGUUGGCACGUAAAAACCUGUUCAGUGCUGCGGAGCUGCAGGAGGUGCUGGAGCCUCCUCAUUACGAGCUCUUCUCCCUGCGCGAGCGGGAGGUGCCAGAUGAGCUGGCCAAGCUGUCCGAGGAGCUGGAGAGUUUUCAGAAGCUCCGUCGCUCCUCCUCUGCAUCACGCUGCAUCCAUGAGCAUCACUGCGGUGCCCCUGGCAGCGCAGCCCCUGUCACCAUGGCAGCCAGAGUGCAACACCUGUCCCAGGGCUCAGAUGACCUGCCUGUGGUUCAGGGCGUCCGAGGCUUCAGCAACUUCGCCACCCGGAGGAGCAGCCACGGCCCUCACACACACUCUCUCCCCCACACUGCACACACACACAUGCACACGCACAGCAUGCAGAGCCUGCGGGACGCGCUGGAGGGUGGAGCGUAUGGGCUGGAGGAGCGGGUGAUGGAGGAGAUCGGCUGCAGAGAGGUCUUCAGCCGUGGAGAGGUGUUUGGCCAUGGCGGCAACAUUGCCAUGGCACGUAGCCAUGGCAACCCCGUCCAGCAGCGCUCACUUUCCAUGGACUUUUGAACAGAACCGGCAGACAGCAGAUGCCUGUUUCUGGAGACUAAGAACUCAAGAGCUUCAAACUCACAGGGACCACUGAAAUGGACCUCUGGAAACAGUCAUUCCUUUCAAACUAAGUAUUCUGUGCAUUCUUGAGGAGCGUCGUCCAGUCCCUGUUUUAGUUCUACUCUCAACACCUUUGUGGACUUGAUUAAUUGACCUAUCCAUGC
Messenger RNA from Colossoma macropomum (tambaqui), 2140 nucleotides. It is a transcript of the gene neto2b, whose product is annotated as neuropilin (NRP) and tolloid (TLL)-like 2b. The record is from RefSeq and is a predicted model, not a curated record. The transcript has 10 exons. Lineage: Eukaryota; Metazoa; Chordata; Actinopteri; Characiformes; Serrasalmidae. Gene Ontology annotation, molecular function: protein binding. Bases 264 to 1934 code for a protein of 556 amino acids.